Molecule: messenger RNA, 933 nt
Organism: Saprolegnia diclina VS20
Lineage: Eukaryota; Oomycota; Saprolegniomycetes; Saprolegniales; Saprolegniaceae
Exons: 3
Coding region: 1-933 (310 amino acids)
Source: RefSeq, a predicted model, not a curated record
AUGGCAUCGUCUUUUGUCCUGGUCGCCUCGCCGCCACCUCCGUCGCCGCCCAUCGCCCUAUGCGACUCGCUCGCCAAGCGAGCUCAGGCCAUUCUUAGCAAGACGCCUGUGUCCAGUCCGCUGCCGAUAGUGAAGGAAACCGAGCCAAAGAAGGAGCUUAAGCGCACGCGCAGCGUCGGUUUUGAAGGCGCAGAUAUCGUCGAGUUUGAGCCGACCAUCUUUACCACGACCGUGACGUCUGGCGGCGUUCCGGUGGGUCUUUCCAACAAAGAGCGUCGUCGCAUCCGCCGGCGGCUCGACUCGUUUGAACUAGAACGCCAAAAAGUCCGGGUCUGCCGGCAAAACUACAUGGAAGAAGGGUACUUAGACCCGCAAGAACGCGCCGUCAUUCUCGGCAACGCGGGCUGUGAAGAGACCUCGUUCGAAUCCGUCGAAGCCGAGGUCAACAUGAUCAUUGCCCACCGAAGGGAGUCGAACGAGAUGGACAUCCAAUGCAUGUACGGGCUCGGCGAGUACGGCGACUCGGACUCGGAGGACGACACCGCUGGUCGGCAAACGGCUGACGAAGGCAUCCAAAGCCCGACGCCACUCUACGGCGCUUGCCUCGGCUGCGACGACACGACGGAGUGGAAGCAGACUCUUGACAUGAUUGCAAAGGGCGGCGACAUGGAGCCCGAAGGCGAAGACGGGCUCUCCAAGGCACGCCGUGCGGCUAUUGGGUGCGACGAUCUCAAGGACGACGACUCCCUCUUCUUCCUCUCGUCCGGCGAAAACUUCGCCGAGUUUGAGCUCAACGUUUCUUGCGACAUGGAUGACGACAACGGUGACGCAUCGGCCGUCGUGGUGCCGACCGCCAAGUCGCCGCUGGCGUGCGCCGAGAUUGAGAUGGACUCGACUACGCCGGACGACGACGAGGCCAAGGAAGAAGCGUAG